This is a messenger RNA of Bolinopsis microptera, 1350 nucleotides long. RefSeq names its product patatin-like phospholipase domain-containing protein 4. The transcript is spliced from 6 exons. Bases 181 to 999 code for a protein of 272 amino acids. The record is from RefSeq and is a predicted model, not a curated record. NCBI's taxonomy places the organism in Eukaryota, Metazoa, Ctenophora, Tentaculata, Lobata, Bolinopsidae. Gene Ontology annotation, biological process: triglyceride catabolic process; lipid homeostasis. Gene Ontology annotation, molecular function: triacylglycerol lipase activity. Gene Ontology annotation, cellular component: membrane; lipid droplet; cytoplasm.
AGCUAGGUUACAAAGCACUCAUGGGUAGUCUAGCACGUAAACAAUGUGAAAAUUCAUGGUUAUGUCAAUGCCUUAAUUGGUUUUGUAAUUGCCGAGACAUACCUAGCUAGCGAAAACAACCUGUAGCUGUAGGUUCAUGCUCAGUCUUCAGAAAAACUAUUUCUAUGAAAAUGAAAUGAGAUGAAUAAGAUAAAUAUUGGAUUUGCUGGGUGUGGCUUUCUUGGUUUGUAUCACACAGGAGUGGUUGCAGCCUUGUCUUCCCAUGGAAAAGGAUUUGUAUCGAAAAUUGACAGGGUUUCUGGUGCAUCUUCUGGCUCCCUUCAUGCUGCAAUGCUUGUUUGUGACACCCCUCUAGACAAAUGUAUUUCUAUAGGACUACAAGCUGCAAGUAAGCUGAGGACAAACAUACAUAAAAUACCCUGGCAAGAUUUGGACAAUGAGCUGAGAACUGGACUAGACCAAAUCUUGUGUGAAGAUGCUCAUCAGUUAGCUUCUGCAAAGCUUUACAUCUCUGUUACUUCCUGGACAGCAUCUUAUACUAUAGAAAAUAGGCUAGUGUCACACUUCGAGAGUAAAAGCGAGUUGAUUGAUGCCCUUGCUCAUAGUUGCUUUAUUCCACUCUACUCAGGUUUCUCCUUUCCAAAGCAAGGAAAUGAAUGGAUCUUUGAUGGCGCUUAUACCGACAAUCUACCACUUUUUGAAGAAUUCGAGAAUGUGACGGUAUCCCCAUUUGCUAGCUCUGGUGCUGGAAUAUCUCCCAGGGAAAAUAAAGAUAAUCAGUUUGAAAUCGUCUAUAUGAACACACCUUAUGCAAUGACAUACAGCAAUAUCAAACGUCUUUGGAGAGUUGUAGUGCCUCCUUCUAACGAAGGACUGAAACAACUCUACAUGACUGGAUAUAAAGAUGGUAAGCUCUUCCUCAAAAAACGAGGUGUCUUCGAAGCUGCACCUGUACCAGAUCUUCUUCAUCUCUUUGACCAAGAAGACUCAAAUGGUUGAGAAUUACUCACUGUCACAUGUGUUGUAAUACGAGUAGUAAUCGUGGCCUGGUAUUGUGAAAAUGCUCUACAAGUGAAGAAUUAAAGCUGGUGAAUUUCUUUGUGUUGGGACUUUGAUAUCAUCUAUCUACAUGGUGAUAUCCUGUGGUAAUAUCAUGUUCUCUACGUACACUGUUGGACUCGCGUGACCAGACCAUUUUAUGAAAUCUAACCAGUACAGUCAAUCAUUAUGAACUUGAGAUCUUCAAAAAUUGGCCCCAAAUGGACAGAACUUUAAUUUACUUUAAUUAUUUGAUUUGGAUUUUUACGUUUUGUGAUUGUUAUGUUUUGUAAUUAAUAGUGAUAUUUAGUU